Molecule: messenger RNA, 9043 nt
Organism: Mobula hypostoma (lesser devil ray)
Lineage: Eukaryota; Metazoa; Chordata; Chondrichthyes; Myliobatiformes; Myliobatidae
Product: glutamate receptor ionotropic, kainate 2
Exons: 18
Coding region: 551-3355 (934 amino acids)
Biological process (GO): monoatomic ion transport; modulation of chemical synaptic transmission; synaptic transmission, glutamatergic
Cellular component (GO): postsynaptic density membrane; plasma membrane; kainate selective glutamate receptor complex
Molecular function (GO): transmitter-gated monoatomic ion channel activity involved in regulation of postsynaptic membrane potential; kainate selective glutamate receptor activity
Source: RefSeq, a predicted model, not a curated record
CUGCAUUUAAUAUUUAUUUUGCCAAAGGUUACUUAAGGAUAUUUUAUUGCUUGAAGGUCAGCGACCUCAUAUUAAACUACCGCCGCAACUUCCUUGAAGUGUGUGGGACCAAACGCAUCAUUGUUUGAAGCGCAAACUGAAUCAAUGCCAUUAUUUCUCUCCCUCGACACGCAUAGACCAAAGCGUGCUGUCAGCAAGUCUGUGGCGGUUUCAUGCCCGAGUGACCAUUGGCCUAUCUCGGCCUCACACUGACACCUGGGACAUUUAAUGUGAAUCUCGGAGUCUGAAAACAUGGAUGUCCCACCAUUCCUUGCAGCGGAAGAGUGUUUCUCUGCGCAGUGAAUGAAUGAAGAACAUGCGGGGAUUGCUAAUGGUUUGGGAAGCGUAUGCUGUCUCCAGUCUCUCUGCAUCUCUGUGACCAUGUCGUGAUCUUUUCCGUGUUCCAUCGACCGCUCUUGCUCGCCGUGCAUCUAGCCCUCCCGCGGAACCUGAUAAUUGAUAACACAAAGAGGGGAAGCACGCCCCUGGAAUUGAUAUACAUACAAAAACCAUGAAGAUUAUCUCUCCGCUUCUAAGCAAUCCGGUCUUUGAGUAUUCGAUUAGACUUUUCCUGUGCCUCUUGGGGAUGGGAUAUUCGCAAGGAAUGCCGCACGUUUUAAGAUUUGGGGGUAUUUUUGAGUCAGUGGAAAAAAGCCCAUCUGGGGCAGAGGAGCUUGCCUUUAAAUUUGCUUUAAAUACAAUCAACCGAAACAGAACACUGCUGCCAAACACAACAUUAACGUACGACAUCCAAAGGAUAAAUAUUUAUGACAGUUUCGAAGCAUCCAGAAAAGCAUGUGAUCAACUCUCUCUGGGGGUGGCAGCCAUCUUUGGUCCUUCUCACAGUUCUUCAGCCAAUGCAGUACAGUCCAUUUGUAAUGCACUUGGGGUCCCCCACAUACAGACCCGGUGGAAGCAUCAAGUCUCAGACAACAGGGAUUCCUUCUAUGUCAAUCUCUACCCAGACUUCUCUUCUCUUAGUCAAGCCAUCCUCGAUCUGGUACAUUUCUUCAAAUGGAAAACUGUCACUGUGGUCUAUGAUGACAGUACAGGACUGAUUCGGUUACAAGAGCUCAUUAAAGCUCCAUCUCGGUAUAGUAUCCGCUUGAAGAUUCGGCAGCUUCCUGCAGAUACAAAGGAUUCCAAGCCCUUGCUGAAGGAAAUGAAAAGGAACAAGGAAUUCCACAUAAUAUUUGACUGUAGUCACGAAAUGGCGGCUGGGAUCUUGAAACAGGCUUUGUCAAUGGGAAUGAUGACUGAAUAUUAUCAUUACAUUUUCACUACCUUGGAUAUUUUUGCCUUGGACUUGGAGCCUUACCGUUACAGUGGAGUGAAUAUGACGGGGUUCCAGAUUCUCAACACUGAGAACAGCCAGGUCGCCUCCAUAAUUGAGAAAUGGUCAAUGGAAAGAUUGCAAGCCCCUCCCAAACCAGGCUCAGGCUUGCUGGAUGGCUUCAUGACGACAAAUGCUGCCUUGGUGUAUGAUGCUGUCCACGUUGUAUCUGUGGCUGUCCAGCAGUCCCCACAGAUGACAGUCAGUUCAUUACAGUGCAACAGGCACAAACCCUGGCGCUUCGGAGGACGCUUCAUGAAGUUUAUUAAAGAGGCUCACUGGGAAGGUCUAACAGGGAGGAUUAUAUUCAACAGUUCUAAUGGCUUGAGAACCGACUUUGAUUUAGAUGUGAUCAGCUUGAAGGAGGAAGGACUUGAAAAGGUUGGAACCUGGGAAACCAACAGCGGGUUGAACAUGACUGAGAACCGUAAAGGAAAGACGGCUAAUAUCACAGAUUCAUUAUCUAACCGGUCUUUAGUUGUUACAACAAUCCUGGAAGAGCCUUAUGUGAUGUUUAAAAAGUCGGAUAAACCUCUUUAUGGAAAUAGCCGAUUUGAGGGAUUCUGCAUUGACCUCCUCAAGGAAUUGUCCAAUAUCCUCGGAUUCACCUAUGAGGUCAGACUGGUGGAUGAUGGGAGAUAUGGAGUUCAGGAUGAAAAAGGACAAUGGAAUGGAAUGGUCAGGGAACUGAUGGAUCAUAAAGCUGAUCUUGCAGUUGCACCCCUGACUAUCACCUACGUACGAGAGAAGGUCAUUGACUUCUCAAAGCCAUUUAUGACUCUGGGAAUAAGUAUUUUGUACCGAAAGCCCAACGGUACAAACCCUGGCGUUUUCUCCUUCCUGAAUCCUCUCUCCCCUGAUAUCUGGAUGUAUAUUCUGCUGGCUUACUUGGGUGUCAGUUGUGUGCUGUUUGUCAUAGCCAGAAAAACAGAGGCCAGUUGGAGUGUCAUUGCCCCUUCUGGUUGCGCUGAGCUAACUUACACAGAAAUGGAUCUUCCUACUCGGUUUAGCCCAUAUGAGUGGUAUAAUCCCCACCCUUGCAAUCCCGACUCAGAUGUGGUGGAAAACAAUUUUACCUUGCUAAAUAGUUUCUGGUUUGGAGUUGGAGCUCUCAUGCAGCAAGGUUCCGAGCUAAUGCCCAAAGCCCUUUCCACCAGGAUCGUGGGUGGCAUUUGGUGGUUCUUCACGCUGAUCAUCAUUUCAUCGUACACUGCAAACUUAGCUGCUUUUCUCACGGUAGAGCGCAUGGAAUCUCCCAUUGAUUCAGCAGAUGACUUGGCAAAACAAACCAAGAUAGAGUAUGGAGCGGUUGCAGAUGGAGCCACUGUGACUUUCUUUAAGAAAUCCAAAAUAUCCACCUAUGAGAAGAUGUGGGCCUUCAUGAGCAGCAGACAGCACACAGCGCUUGUCAAAAAUAAUGAAGAGGGAAUCCAGCGUGUUUUAACCACAGAUUAUGCCUUGCUAAUGGAGUCAACGACCAUUGAGUUUGUCACACAGAGAAACUGCAAUUUGACGCAGAUCGGAGGUCUCAUAGAUUCCAAAGCUUAUGGAGUUGGCACUCCCAUGGGUUCACCGUACAGGGAAAAGAUCACAAUUGCCAUUCUCCAGCUGCAAGAGGACGGCAAGUUGCACAUGAUGAAGGAGAAAUGGUGGAGAGGGAAUGGCUGCCCCGAGGAAGAAAGUAAAGAAGCCAGUGCUUUAGGAGUCCAGAACAUUGGGGGCAUCUUUAUAGUACUAGCUGCUGGCCUGGUGCUCUCCAUCUUUGUAGCAGUGGGCGAAUUUCUGUAUAAGUCGAAAAAAAGUGCACAGCUUGAGAAGAGGUCCUUCUGUAGUGCAAUGGUCGAGGAGCUCAGGUUGUCUCUCAAGUGUCAACGACGACUGAAACACAGGCCUCAGCCACCAGUCAUAGUGAAAACAGAAGAGGUUAUCAACAUGCAUACCUUCAACGACAGGAGAUUGCCUGGAAAGGAAACAAUGGCAUGAAGUGUAGAAAAUCCACACCGAGCACAAACAGCAAUCUUUGUUCCCAAUGACCUGCAAGAGUGUUUCCUGUGGAAAUAUGCAAACCGUGCCGAACAAGCGAGUUACCUCAUGUUGCCGCAUCAAGAAACAGAAAUUGCCUACCACAUAAAAACAGGGUGGUCAAAGCCAGAUCCUGAAAACCUUGUGAAGGACCAAAACUUACAAAUAAAAUUUUUUUAAAAGAGUUUACACUUUUCCCUUUCCUUUCCUUUCCUCUUCUCAUCCCUCCUUCUCUUUCUCCCCAUGCAGGUAACAAACUGUGAUAAUAAUGGAAAAGAGAGAAAAAUGGAAAGGAAAGAGAAAACUGAUAUGGAGCUUUAGCUAAAGUAUAAAGAGAGCACAUAGUGCUAAUAAAUGUUCUAAGAUGCGCAGAGGGCAUUGAAAUAAUUGAGGUUAAAGAUGAAAGAGAACUGAGAGGCAUAGGAAGCCUGGUGAAACCCUCGUGAUCUCUCAGGUGUUUCGCCAUCAGAAGGCAACACAAGGCAAUAAUUGUUUUCUGUCAGAUGUUCUUUGUUAAAAGCAAGGAUCAGACUGCAAUGAACCCUCAAAAAAAAGAGAGACUAUUAGACAAUUAAUCUUAUUAAAUGAUGGAUUGUGAAGUACUUUUCAGAACUUGAAUGAUGAGGUAGGGUUUAACGUUUCGGUUUGCAUACCUCGUUGUGGUAACAGAAGAGUGUGUUUUCCCUCCCUGGUUCUUCAGAAUCAGUCCUUUCAAAUUGUGUCACCCACCUACACCCACAUCCAGCUGAAGUGAUUUGACACCUGACCUUUCAACUCGUGUGGUUCUGCCAAAAUAAAUAUGGAUAUAGGAUUGUUCAUUGACAUGACCCCAUGGUAAUGUUGCAGGAGACUCUUUUGUAGAAUGCACUAAAUCUCAAAUCACCACUGCUACAACUCCUUGUGGGCAGUUUUUCAAGAUGUUCAUGUUUAUUUGUGGAAAUGCAAGAUUUAUAUGAAAAUAGUUUUUGUAUGGAAUUUUUGUAAUAAUUUUUAUCAAAAAAUGAACACUCGGGCACUAAAUCUCAAUGGGUUUCCAUUAGGCUGAUAGCAUACAGUGAUGAACUAUUGUGUGUAAUAAAAGGCAAAGUCUUGGCCAUAUAUUGUGAUAAUAAAUGAAGUCCAUACUGUGUAUUGUCUGAAAUUUAUGCACAAAGAGAAAAAUAAUGGAAUAGAAAAAAAAAUAGUUGACUAUUUCACACUACAUUUAACUCAAUAUUUUGCACAAAGUAUUUGGCCGCCAGUGGAAGUGCAUUGCAUCCCUUCCUCAUGGUAUUUGGCAACUGUUCCAGCAAAAUAACUCACCAAGUACUACAGAGAGUAAAAUAAGAUGUUUUUCCAUUUGCUGAUAUUUGCAGAUACCUAAAAUAGUGUGAAGUAAAUCUAAUUGUGUUAAAUGUCAUCGCAUUGAGAAAUGUCAGAAAAAUCAAAACUAACAUAUUUCAUAUCCUCAAGAUCAGUGAAUGAUGGCCAUUUUUCUCUCUUAUUUAUCUAGAAAAAUUGCUUUGGGUCCUUCACCUCCCACUCCAACCUCAGCCCAUCCUGGCAUUUGAUAGUUUCAAUUCAUUUUAGGAAUUUCGGAGUUCAUUUCUCCAUGCAAAAAUCACCGCAUAUUUUUGUUAUCAGUAGAAUGGGUGAAGAAGAGUUUCAUGAACUUAGUCCUAAAUUUACCUGCUAAUUGUUUCUUCAUUGUGCCAUUCUCAUAAUAAUUUACUGAAUCUAUGUCUUCCAAUUACAAUUACUAUUUCCUGUCCAUCUACAAUGUUGCUUCUUAUUUACAUCCAAUGAAAAAUCCAGUUUACUUGUUUCCUGCCACACUAUAGAACUUGGGUUGUGGCUACUCCUGUGAGAAUGGAUGAGAGUGGCUGGAAGUGGGCAUAGAACUCAAGCUGUACCCUACUGGGAUAUUACUGAGCAUGACUUCUCUGACAUGUAUGGUUGCUUUGGUUACCUGGUGAAAUAUUCUACUUGCAUUUUUGGUUGUAGUUUUUGAACAUUGAACAUUGAGUGAACAAAGAACACUGAAUCAAUGUCAACUUCCCUGCUAGCCAUUUUUAAUACUAUUCCUGGAGUUAAUAUAUUCUUAUUUUUGUCUGAUUUCAGUAUCCUAACGUUAUUCUAUUUGCAUUUGGGGAAUGCUUCUCCAUGUCUACAUUUCUGGUGGGGAGUUGAGCCCACUGGACAGGGUCAUUGAUGAUUCAGGUAUUCACUAAGUACCAACUUUAUAUUACAUAUUUUUCAUAUUCCUUUACAAUGCAAAAGAGUGACCAUUCUUCCCACUGAGUUUAUACUCUCAAUGUAAUCCUUUCAAUCUCAUUCCCCAACCUACCUCACUGUAACGUAUUUUCUCUUGCCCAUCAACUUCCCUAAUUCCCCGUGUUUCACCAGAUGUAACAUAUAGUAGUCCAGUAAUCUACCAAUCUGCACUUCUUUGGAAUGUGGCGGGGGGGGCAACUGAAGCAUCAUUGGGAGUCCCAUGUAGUCAUUGGGAAAACAUACAUAUUCCUUAAAGACAGCAACAGAGGUCAGGGUCAAACAUGUGUCAAUUUAGCUGUGAGUCAGCAGCAUCAUCUGGCCUAGAAAUAACUAUAAUAUCUCUGUUCUGGUAAAUUAAAUGUAUGUUCAGAGAAUCAAGCUAGCCAUGACCAAAAUUCCCUAUUCUUUCUUGGACUCCCUACAUCCAAAGCAAAGUGACGUCACUCCUUUAUUCGUGGAAUCUAUCCUCAGAUUUAGUUAACUCUCCAAAUGUGAUGCAACACAUAAAUACACACACACACACACACACACACACACACACACACACACACACACACAAACACACACACACACACACACACACACCACACACCACACACACACCACACACACACACACACCACACACCACACACACACACACACACACACACACCACACACACACACACACACACAAAACACACACACACACCACACACGACACGCACACACACACACACACCACACACCACACACCACACACACACACACACACACGUUCCCACGCUCCCUUACUAGUGUUGGCAUUACACCACAUUGAUAGUGCAUCUUCCUCACAAUAAGCCUGAGUUGAAGUGGGGCACCUGUUUCCAAAAUAACUACAUGCUUUUCUAUUUAGAGAUAAAGAAUAAUCCAAAGUUAAGGCACUUUAUUAAAAUAAAGACAAAAUAUAGCUCAGUGAACUGGAAACUAAAUUAUAUUUUGAAAUCUUUGUUCAAUUGUUAACUCUCCUCUGAGCUUGCUUUUUGUCAAGAUUCUCCUUAGCUCACCUCCCCAAAUGAGAAAUGCCAUAUCAAUCGAUGUGCACAUGCAUACUCACAUGCACGCAGUGGCUGCUCUAUUAGGUACCUUCUGUAACUAAUAAGUGGCCACGGAUUGCAUGUUUCUGGUCUUCUGUUGCUUUAGUCCAUCCACUUCAAGGUUCAACAUGUGUGUUUGGAGAUGCUCCUCUGCACACCACUGGUUAUUAACAUUUCUGUUCCAUUCCUGUCAGCUUAAACCUGUCUGUCUUCUCUCAUUAACAAGCCAAGUUCACCUACGGAACUGCUGCUCACUGGAUAUUCUUUUGUUAUUUUGCACCAUCCUGGUGAAUUCUAGAGACUGUUUUGUGUGAAAAUCACAGAUGAGCAGUUUCUGAGCUAGCCAAACCACCCAAAUGGCACUAGCAACCAUUCCAUGGUCAAAGUCAUUUAGAUUACCUUUCUUCCCCAUUCUGAUAUUUUCUCUGAACAACUGAACCUCCUGAUCAUGUCUGCAUGUUUUUAUGCAUUGAGUGCUGCCACAUGAUUGGCUGAAUAGAUAUUUGCAUUAAUGGGCAGGUGUACCUAAUAAAGUAGCCACUAAGUGUAUGUACAUACAUUGCAAGAAAUAUUUUAUUUAGAAGGGAGUUAGAAGAGAAUUAGAAAUGAUACAAGGGCAAAAGAUUUGAAAGACACAUCAACAUUUCAGGGCAGCAAAUAUGCAAGAAUUACUUUGUUUAAAAGAUACUUGGUAAAUUUAGAGAGAAAACCUCUUCCACUUUUGCCCAUUUAUGUGAUUUCCAAGCGGUGUCAUGGUGUUCAAAACCACAUAUUUAAUUUAAAAUGACCAACUGACGUUGAAUAUAUCUCACUACUGGGUAUGGCUGCCCAUUACAAUGUGGUCCCUUCAUCAAAGAGGCCUUGAAUCAGAUCCAGCCUAGUCCAAUCCCUCCCAAUCUGCCCUUUGCACAAAAUUAUCCUGGACAUUAUGGAUCCCAAAUGGGAUGGAUCAUAGCCAACACAAAUAGUGAUGCAGCAAAGUGUCCAGUUUUAAUAUUGCUUGAGCAGAGUGGAUGAAACAGCUCAGAAGGAUCAUUAACUGAAGAAAAGAGUGGAAUUAAAAUGCCAAGAUAGGCUGUUCUGUUGGAGUUGAGUUUGACUCAUUGAGGAUCGCUCCCUUUGAGUAUUGAUUGGAACAAAAUUCUGAGCACAUUUGCCUAUGAAUUCAUCCCUGGUCAAAAGCACCAAGUGUGUACUAUUGUAACAAAAGCCUGUCGUAUGUUGCACCCAGUAUUCCACGGCAGAGCAUCAUGUGUGGAUGUGCUAUAUUGUACAGUGAUGUUGCCCACUUGUCAAAUGGCUUUAAAGUUGAAUCAUUUAAGAAAGAGAAAGACUAGGGAAAUUAUUGGGCAGACCGGAGUGAGACUGACCACACCCUGAGCCCCUCACUGCUCUUAGCUGGUUGAAUUUGGAUAACGGUGCAUCGAGAAUCCACAGAUAGUCCACCAUCUUGUAACAACAUAGUGAAAGAAAUAUACAAUAGACAAGGGCAUUUAUAUAAUGUGUGAAAUUAUUUUCCCUACAGGAAUUAACCUUGGGGAAAAAAUAUCAAUUCAAUUCAGAUUGGGAAAUAAUGCUGAAAUUAAUUGAGUUGGUGGAGCCUUCUAUGGCACCAGAAUAGACUAAGUGGGCUGGAUUACCUGUUACGUGCUGUAAAUUUGAUGUCAAUUUAAAAGAAAAGUAGAAAUCAGAAUCUGGUCAUUCACAGUUUAGGGAGGCACAUCACUUUUCACUGUACAGGGAGCCACAUCACCAUUCCAGGCAAGUGUGCUUGUUGCAACACGAGGAACCACCAAAAAUAAAUAGGUUAGGUUAUAGACAUGUUGGCUAGGUCUUGGCAAGAGUUCUACUGCAUUGUAGAAAACAUUCUAGCAGAAUUAUUUAUAGAGUAUUGCCUAGUUUGUCCAUUUAUUGCACAGGGAAAACAAUUCUUUGUUGUUCGGAUCAAAGUAAAGUACAUUUAUUUCGUACCUAAUGGGGCUACUGUUACAAAUCAACUGUUUCAUUCUCCUCUACUGAGCCCUUCACCCUGAUGAGCACAGUGCUGUGCCAGAAAUAAUGUAGAAAGUGAAAUUUCUCUUGCCUUUCUGGUAGGCGCUAUUUCCUGGGCAAGCUAACUUUGUGUUCAUUUGGCUAGAGUUGUACUUUUGUUAUCAAUGAUUUUAAUGGUUUGAAAAUAAAAUAUGCUCCUCCUCCACUUAUGGUCCCCUUCAUCAUUUUACAUGGUAACAAAUCUUUUUUUGGAGUCAUAAAAACUAUUACAGCACAGGAGGUUGCCACACUGCCCAUAAUGUCCACGCCUGCUCCCUUUUUAAGAACUCCGGUUCGGUUUUGCUG